AGAACAAUGAAGAGAUUAUUAAAGCCUCAAUUAAACUAAUUUGGAUGGCGACUAAUAGAAAAGUUGUUAAUAUCACUUUCGAUGAUCCAAUACUGUCAGCAAAAGUUGUCUUAGAUAAUAACACUAGUAAAAUUAUAAUUUUGGAUGAACCGAAAGCAGUUCUGUUAAACAAAAAUAAUUAUAGAAAGAUAAGAAAUGAAUUAGCAGGAAAAAGUUCUAUUGCAAUUGAUGAGGAG
Molecule: messenger RNA, 236 nt
Organism: Dentiscutata heterogama
Lineage: Eukaryota; Fungi; Glomeromycota; Glomeromycetes; Diversisporales; Gigasporaceae
Source: the annotation of a GenBank genome assembly